UAAUUAAUGUCAUUUAUUAACAUCGCAUUUUCUUUUAAUAUAAUUCUAGAUAGUUAUAGUUGAAUUCAAGACUUUUUGGUUUUUAGGUAUAUACGAGUGGUGGUUGAAAGAUUAUUUUAAAAAUGAUUAGUUUAAAUUUUAAUUGAGGUAUAAAAUUUGAUAUUCUCGGUCUUUCAAAUUUAACCAAGACAAAUGCAAUUAGGCAUGAGCCAUCAUUUGUUCUUCCUUCUUUUACAAGAGAAUUGCGCUCCUUCAAUUGAAUGUGUUUAUUCAAACUUUUACUAAGUUUUGUAGCCAUUUAUUUGUCACGUAUUUCUGGUUAACCAUUUAUUUGUCACGUAUUUCUGGUUAACCAUUUAUUAUGUAUUCUAGGAUUAUUAUUUUUUAGUUUGAGUUCAACAAUAUGUACGUAGGUUAGUAUAUAUAAUGUAGUACCAUAAUUAAACAAUAAUUCUUUGCUUCUAAUCUCAUACAUCUAACUAUAUCAAAACGACAAAACCAACAAACCACAGUGUACCAUCCUCAUCGAAUAAUUUUCCAAUUUACAAAACUUACAUCAUAUUUUGGGGAAGAAGAUUCUUUUCAAAUUCCUCCAUAGUUGACAGCAUAAAAAAUGGGAGUCUAGAUUUGUUUAUUUUGCUGUUACCCCUUACCCUAUUAUUGAGGAUCUUGUUGAAAUUCUGUUCCCACAUUUGGCAUUUCUAUCUUCCAUCUUUGGAAUCCACAAGAAUCUCUCUCUUCUUUGAUUCAUUCCACACUCCCAUAGAUUCACAAAUUAUUCUAUGGAAUCCCUCACAAUUUCACUGUUUCAUAUUAACCGUCGGACACCCUUUCAAACACACCUUUCUUUUCAAUCAAACGGUCCAAAAACAAUAAUGAGAUUAACUUUUUGUUUGCUACGUGGUAAUGUUUAAUUGGGUACCGGGUGGGUUGCACAAAUGUAGUUAUUGUUUAAGCAAAGCAUUGAAGUUUUUUCCAAUUUCUUGCAAACCACUUAUAAACCCCCCUCUUAUUUUCACCCUACAAUUUGUCAUCUCCUCCUCCUCCUCCUCCUCUCCUCCAGCCAUGGCAGAAAUGGCCUGCUCCGCUGCCGACCUCCACCACCUCCUCGGCGGCUCAGCCAAUGCCACUGCUGUCGCCGAGUACAUUUGCAGCCGAUUUGAGUCUGUGUCGACGAAAUUCGUGGACACGACGUACGCAGUUGACAACACCUAUCUUUUGUUUUCAGCAUACCUUGUAUUUGCAAUGCAGCUUGGAUUUGCAAUGCUUUGUGCUGGGUCAGUUAGGGCGAAAAACACAAUGAAUAUAAUGUUAACAAAUGUUCUUGAUGCAGCAACUGGUGGAAUAUUUUAUUAUGUGUUUGGAUUUGCUUUGGCAUUUGGAACACCUUCAAAUUCCUUUAUUGGGCAUCAUUAUUUUGGGCUUUCACAAUUCCCAUCUUCUUCAUUUGAUUAUGGCUUCUUUUUGUUUCAAUGGGCGUUUGCAAUUGCUGCUGCUGGAAUUACAAGUGGAUCCAUUGCUGAAAGAACUCAAUUUGUUGCUUAUUUGAUCUAUUCUUCUGUUUUGACUGGUUUGGUAUAUCCGAUUGUUUCUCAUUGGUUUUGGUCAUCCGAUGGUUGGGGAAGUGCCGCCCGGUCCGACAAACUCCUUUUCGGCUCCGGCGUAAUCGACUUCGCCGGCUCCGGCGUCGUCCACAUGGUCGGAGGAAUCGCCGGUUUAUGGGGCGCCCUCAUAGAAGGACCACGAAUCGGCCGGUUCGAUCAUGCCGGCCGGUCCGUCGCCCUCCGUGGCCACAGCGGCACACUGGUGGUUCUCGGCACUUUCCUCCUCUGGUUCGGCUGGUACGGCUUCAACCCCGGUUCAUUCCUCAACAUCCUCAAAGCCUACGGGCACACCGCCGCCCCUUAUUACGGCCAAUGGAGCGCCAUCGGCCGCACCGCCGUCACCACAACCCUAGCCGGCUGCACAGCCGCAUUAACCACUCUCUUCGGCAAACGGCUUCUCGUCGGGCAUUGGAAUGUGACCGAUGUUUGCAACGGUCUACUAGGUGGAUUUGCCGCCAUAACCUCCGGGUGCGCGGUGGUAGAUCCAUGGGCAGCGAUUGUUUGUGGGUUUUUCGCAGCUUGGGUGUUGAUUGGAUUCAACAAAUUAGCGGAGAAAUUGAAGUACGACGAUCCAUUAGAGGCGGCGCAAUUACAUGGGGGAUGUGGGGCUUGGGGGAUUUUGUUCACAGGGUUAUUUGCAAAACAAGCUUAUGUGAAUGAGAUAUAUCCAGGGUUGCCGGAAAGGCCGUACGGGAUGCUGAUGGGCGGCGGAGGGUGGUUGUUGGCUGCUCAUUUGGUGCAAAUUUUGUCGAUUGUUGGUUGGGUUAGUGUGACAAUGGGGAUUGUUUUUUGGUUGUUGCACAAGUUUGAGUUGUUGAGGAUAAAGGCGGAGGCGGAGAUGGCCGGAAUGGAUUUGACGAGUCACGGUGGUUUGGCUUAUGUUUAUAACGAUGAAGAGAAGUUUUGAUGGGACGAAGAAAAUUUCUUUUUCUGUGGCUUUAAAUUGAAUUUUUGGUGAUGUACAUAUUUUGUUUUGGUUAUUUAAGGAUUGUUUUGUAUAUGGGUUUAAUUUUUUUAUUUUUAUUUUUCUUUCUUUGUUCAAUGGGUCUGUAAUGAUAUAGCUUUAGAUUUUGGUUUCAUAUAGAACAAUAAUACAUGUCUUUUCCUUUCCUUUCCUUCAAAAUGAAUUAUGUAUAUCCUAAUGGAGAAUGACAAUCUCUCAAAUCUUGAUGCCAA
This is a messenger RNA of Cucumis sativus (cucumber), 2780 nucleotides long. Its product is annotated as ammonium transporter 1 member 4. Gene Ontology annotation, molecular function: ammonium channel activity. NCBI's taxonomy places the organism in Eukaryota, Viridiplantae, Streptophyta, Magnoliopsida, Cucurbitales, Cucurbitaceae. The transcript has 2 exons. Gene Ontology annotation, biological process: ammonium transmembrane transport; ammonium homeostasis. Gene Ontology annotation, cellular component: membrane. Bases 907 to 2511 code for a protein of 534 amino acids. The record is from RefSeq and is a predicted model, not a curated record.